UUUGUGAAGAACUGUUGUGCGAAUGGGAUACAAAUCUGAAUUAUUUAAUAAUUUAAAUCAAUUUAAUUGAGGAUUUAGUAAAAAAAAGUGUAGUUAAUGUAUUUGAAGAUAACAUGGCUAAUUGUAACCAAAGAACCCCUGAUGAUGUCAGAAAAGUAAUAAAAAUUGCAAAGUUACACGAAUCCGAGCUGACUGAUAUCACACAAGUCUUGAUGUUCCCAGACGCUAGCGAUAGGAACGACAACUUAAGGCUGAUGCAGUUGGAUGAUAAAUUACUUAAAGAAAUUGAAUCUGGAAAUAAUUUAGUAUUCAAAGGGGAUCUAGACGAAAAUGUUGUAUUAUGCACAGAAGACAAAUCUUACGACGUAAAAGAAGCAGAGACGUCUAAUAGUCUUUUACUAGUACCGAAUUUAUUGUACGCAGUAUCAACUGGAAACGAAAUUAUAACAAACGAUUCAAUGGAAUGUGAUUCCGAUAAUUCUUUCGAUAAAUCCAAUAGCAGCUUAAACAAAUCCAACGAGUCAGAUGAUGGAACAAAAGAGCCUAGAAAUAUUGAAUUCAAAGAGGUUAUUAACACUUUCUUCACGUAUUACGAAUUGAAACCUUGCAAGCCACGUUUAUCUAAGCUACGGAAGAUUCUAGAACCAACAUUAUAUCAAGGACCGGAGCUCGAAUAUGCGAUAGAUAAAGCAAAGCUUCUUAAUUGUGAUGCGAUUUUCGAACAAGUGCAAGCUUCUAGAACAGAAUUAGAAGGAGAACUAGAGAAGAUACAAGCAGUGAAGAUCGAUGGAUAUUAUCGAUUACUUGAAUUUGAUUAUGAAUUCAGAGUAUUAUCGUAUAUGUUGGAUUUAAUCGAAGAGAAUUCAUGGCCUUUGAAUAGAAUAUCGAAAGAAACGACUUUCGAAAGUCUGAAAGAUCUAGUUCCUGAGUCUGUUUUGGAAGCUUUAUUUAAGUUUUAUACGGUAGAAACUUGUAAAGAAGACGGUAUACAAUAUUAUCAGUACAAACAAGAUAAAGUAUGUAGAUUUUUGGCAAGAGUGUUGUUAAAAAGCGCAGGGAAAUUUAAUUUCGCAGAAUUUUUGCAAGCGUGGCGAGAUUCGGUUCCUGAAGGAAUGAUAACAGAUGAAUCUCUUUUAUCUGGAAUAGCUAUAGUUGACAAAAAUACGACGCCACAAGUAGUAUGGGGAUUUUCUGAGAAUGAUCUACCAGAUGAUAUUAACGAGAGAUUUAAAAAGUUGUUUCAUACAAAAGCAAAAUGGACUGUGGAUGAAAUAUCACCGUAUAUUGAGUCGUAUGCAACUGAGAAAUUAAACGUGAACGCAUUGUUAACAAAACACGCGCGUGCGUCAACGCAAGAUGGCGUUAGAGUGUUUUCGGCUAAGCAUAUGAAAUGAUGUACUUAUUUGUUUCUUACGUUGGUUUUUAUAUUUAAAUCAAAAAGAUUAUUUAGUUU
Messenger RNA from Papilio polytes (common Mormon), 1453 nucleotides. RefSeq names its product sister chromatid cohesion protein DCC1. Lineage: Eukaryota; Metazoa; Arthropoda; Insecta; Lepidoptera; Papilionidae. Gene Ontology annotation, biological process: mitotic sister chromatid cohesion; maintenance of mitotic sister chromatid cohesion. The record is from RefSeq and is a predicted model, not a curated record. Gene Ontology annotation, cellular component: Ctf18 RFC-like complex; chromosome, centromeric region; chromatin. Bases 114 to 1394 code for a protein of 426 amino acids. The transcript has 5 exons.